Messenger RNA from Trichoderma virens Gv29-8, 720 nucleotides. RefSeq lists its product as uncharacterized. The annotation marks the transcript as partial. The transcript has a single exon. Lineage: Eukaryota; Fungi; Ascomycota; Sordariomycetes; Hypocreales; Hypocreaceae. The record is from RefSeq and is a predicted model, not a curated record.
GUGACUGUCGCAAUUGCUGGAGGAGGCUCGGCCAUGGCCUCAAACAUCAUUGCCGCUAUUCUUGCAACCAAAAAGCACCAACUCGUCAUCCUCUCUCGCUCUCCACGCCCCGAACUCGAAGAGCAAGGCGCAAUCGUUAAAAUCGUCGACUACAGCUCCCACGAACAACUCACCAACGCUCUCCAGGGCGUCCACACUGUUCUCAGCUGCAUCUGGGCCUAUGGCCCGGCUGUAGGCACCUUGCAAAUCGCUCUACUGGAGGCGGCCAAGGAGGCCAAGGUAAAGCGAUUCGUGCCCUCGGAGUGGUCUAUUCCCGCAUACGACCAAGUGGCAUAUUACAAGUCCAAGGAGCCCGUCUGGGAGGCAGUGAAGAGGUCGGGACUGGAGUACACGCGGUUUAUCAACGGUCUGUGGAUGAACGUCUGGGCUCCAGGCGCCCCGCGAGACGAAGUUGUUGCUCGAGCUGGAUACCAGGGCCCGCCCUUUUUGCUCGACAUCAACAGCGGCAGCAUCACGAUUCCCGGUGACGGUUCCGGCGUCAUAAGCGUGACUGACAUGCGAGACGUCGGAAAGUAUGCCGCUGCGUCGCUGGAUUUCGAAAAGUGGGACGAGGACAGCGUGAUUGUGGGCGACAAGUUUACUGUCAACGAACUCGUCGACAAGAUUCAGAAGACGACGGGAAAGUCUCUCAGCAAGUCGUACCUCUCUCUGGAUGCCAUU